CUAUCAUGAAGUCUUCGUAACUUUAACGAAAGUGUUUUUAAGUAAACGUGCACAUUUUGUGACUGCAAUAUGAAGUGGGUUUUCUAUGUGGUAGUUUUUAUCUAUAUGUUCUAUAGGACAGUUUAUGGGAAGGUGACACCCUCACUCCACAAGGAAACACGGAGUAUAUCGAUCGACCCAAUAGAUUAUGGGCUAAAUGGAAAUUACUUCGAAGCUGGAAAACGAAUUACUAUCGCUUGCAAAGGCGCCAGUAAAAAUCAAAAGGUGGAAUGGGUGAAUCCAAAUGGAGAAGUAGUUCCACGAGAUGUUCAGAAAAGGGUAUAUGCGCAGGAGCACUUUGUGGCUUCACACAAAACUCGUAUGCCAGCUUUACUGCUUGUCUUAAGUCAUGCUGCAGUAGAUGAUACAGGUGUAUGGGAGUGCCAUUCGGGAGAUAUCAAGAGGGAAGUUUCUCUCUGUGUCAUAGAUCCAUCAUCUUUUGUUGACACUCUCACCGAAGUGGCGGUAGACCACGGUCGGUCCAUUACCCUAUCUUGUCAGGCGAGGGGCGACCCAGAGCCACGGCUGUUAUGGUACAGGAAUGGAGAAAUCAUUACAGAUGAUCCCAGUUCAUCAAAGUACGAAUUAAUGACGCAGUACCACAGUCAAGGUUUUGCGGGUCUGCUCACAAUCCUGUCAGUAGAAAGUGAGGAUAGUGGGGAGUACCAUUGUGAAGCAAUUCAGGAGAGUCCGCGUAAUGAAGAAUGCUCUGCUAGAAUCAAAAUGAAUAUAACACUCCACGUUAAGUUUCCUCCAAGCUUUGCUGGUGGGAAUGAUACCACACUUGUACCGGGACAAGAGAAUACAAGUGUGGAUUUAGUAUGUUCCGCCGAUGCAUAUCCAACACCAACUUAUAGAUGGUUUAAAGAAGUCGGCGACAUAUUCUCUGAGUAUCCCAAGGAUGUUAUAUUGAUACAAAAUAAUGGAGAAGAUGCAGUGCUGACAGUAACGGCAAAUUCUUCUACAUUUGGCCAUAGGUUUCGGUGUAGAGCAACUAAUGAAUAUGGAGAAGUGGACAAGGUGUUCACUUUAAUAAGCUUAGAAGCACCAAGGAAACCAGAUGAGAUAAUUUUAGAUAAUGCCAAUCACGAAUUACUCGAUUUUUAUGCAAGGUGGAAAGGCGAUGUAUUUUUCCCCGUGGACAGUAUGAUCGUUCAGUAUAUGAAAAAGGAUUCAAUAAGAAAGAAAAGUAUACCGAGAGAAAUUGACUGGAAAAAGGCAAUGGAAAUUGAUGUUAAAACGGAAGAAUAUGAUCUAAUUAAUGAUGAGAAAGCAGGUCUUCACGUAAUACUACCGGAUUUACAAGAGGAAACAGAAUACUGGAUACGAAUGCGCGCUCUUAACGAGGCUGGGACCUCUCCUUGGUCUAAACCAAUUACAGCUUCAACUCUUGUGAAAUCGGAAGAAGAUGAAGAAGAAGUACCUGAAGAAGUAGUUGAAGAAGAAGAGAAACCAACAGCAGCUGCCCUUUCUGAUGGCACUUUCUAUGGAGUAUUCUUUGCUGGUGGUAUUAUAAUAACGGUUGUGGGGUGCAUGUUUAUUAUGAGAAUGGUUUAAAGUUUGACAAAAAAAAUGUGCAUUCAAUCUAAAAACCAUCCAGUUGGUUCUUAUUUCACAAGUUCUGUGUGAUGUUACUUUACCAUGUCUUAAUAUAAAUGAACUUCAUUAAAAAAUAUGUAAUUAACAUCUCAAUUUUUAAA
Messenger RNA from Pararge aegeria (speckled wood butterfly), 1739 nucleotides. Its product is annotated as opioid-binding protein/cell adhesion molecule-like. The record is from RefSeq and is a predicted model, not a curated record. Gene Ontology annotation, biological process: axon guidance; cell-cell adhesion. Bases 70 to 1596 code for a protein of 508 amino acids. The transcript has 10 exons. Gene Ontology annotation, molecular function: protein binding. Gene Ontology annotation, cellular component: plasma membrane; axon. Lineage: Eukaryota; Metazoa; Arthropoda; Insecta; Lepidoptera; Nymphalidae.